This is a messenger RNA of Dipodomys ordii (Ord's kangaroo rat), 2040 nucleotides long. RefSeq names its product transducin (beta)-like 2 (gene Tbl2). Gene Ontology annotation, molecular function: protein binding. Gene Ontology annotation, biological process: endoplasmic reticulum unfolded protein response. The transcript is spliced from 7 exons. NCBI's taxonomy places the organism in Eukaryota, Metazoa, Chordata, Mammalia, Rodentia, Heteromyidae. Gene Ontology annotation, cellular component: endoplasmic reticulum. Bases 16 to 1347 code for a protein of 443 amino acids. The record is from RefSeq and is a predicted model, not a curated record.
GCGUCCCUGGCCGACAUGGAGCUGCCGCAGAUGCCGGAGCUGAUGGGGCUGUCCCUGUUGGUGGGGCUGUUGGCCCUGAUGGCGACGGCGGCAGUGGCGCGGGGGUGGCUGCGCGCCGAGGAGGAGAGGAGCAGCCGGCCGGUCCGCCAAAAGGUAAAUGGAUCCAAAAAAUCGGGAACCAAGAAGCAGAAACAGCAUCAGCGGAUUCGCAAGGAGAAGCCUCAACCACACAACUUCACCCACCGUCUUCUGGCUGCAGCACUAAAGAGCCACAAUGGGAACAUCUCUUGCAUGGACUUCAGCAGCAACGGCAAGUACCUAGCCACCUGUGCAGAUGACCGCACAGUACGCAUCUGGAGCACCAAGGACUUCCUGCAGCGGGAGCACCGCAGCAUGAGAGCCAAUGUAGAGCUGGACCACGCCACCCUGGUGCGCUUCAGCCCUGACUGCAGAGCCUUUGUGGUUUGGCUGGCCAACGGCGACACCCUACGUGUCUUCAAGAUGACCAAGCGGGAAGAUGGAGGCUUUACCUUCACUGCCACGCCCGAUGACUUCCCUAAGAAGCACAAGGCGCCUGUCAUCAACAUUGGCAUUGCUGACACAGGAAAGUUCAUCAUGACUGUGUCUAGUGACACCAUGGUCCUCAUCUGGAAUCUGAAGGGUCAGGUGCUGUCCACUAUCAACACCAACCAGAUGAACAACACCUACGCUACUAUCUCCCCGUGUAGCAGGUUCGUGGCCUCUUGUGGCUUUACUCCAGAUGUGAAGGUCUGGGAAGUCUGCUUUGGGAAGAAAGGGGAUUUCCAGGAGGUGGUGCGAGCCUUUGAACUGAAGGGUCACGCCGCAGCUGUCCACUUCUUUGCCUUCUCCAAUGACUCCCGGAGGAUGGCCUCUGUGUCCAAGGAUGGCACGUGGAAACUGUGGGACACGGACGUGGAGUACAAGAAACAGCAGGACCCCUACUUGCUGAGGACAGGCCGCUUUGAAGAGGCAAGCACCAUGCCAUGCCGCCUGGCCCUGUCCCCUGACACCCAUGUGUUGGCCUUGGCCAGUGGCACCAGCAUCCAUCUCUUCAACACUCGUCGGGGUGAGAAGGAAGAGUACUUCGAGCAGGUCCAUGGGGAGUGCAUCACUGAUUUGUCUUUUGACAUCACAGGCCGCUUCCUGGCCUCAUGUGGGGACCGGGCGGUGCGGCUCUUCCACAACACCCCUGGCCACCGGGCGGUGGUGGAGGAGAUGCGGGACCUCCUGAAGCGGGCCUCCAGCGAGAGCACCCGACAGCGGUUGCAACAGCAGCUGGCCCAGGCCCAGGAGGCCCUGAAGAGCCUGGGGGCCCUGAAGAAAUGACUGGCUUGGGAUCUUGUGUUCCUAGGUGCCUAUGGGCAGAAACCUUCUAAAAGGCGUUCCCCUGGUGGCCCUCUCCUCCUUUGUCCCAUUGAACUAUUCUUGCCUCCUCAGAUCUCUCUCUCUCCUUACUGGUUUUGCCUCCUCCCAGACUGGAAGCAAAGGUGCUUCUUUUUCUUGGGUUCAAAGGGUGGUGGUGUUUCCCCCCAGCACUGAGGAGAAGGGGUAGAGAGAAGAGACAGGGCAUACCUUGUCAUCUGCAAAACUAAGGAUAUAUUUGAGCCAUGUCUCUCAAGUCUUCAGGCUGAGAUGAAGUAUACAGCUAAAAACCAGGCAGCUGUGUUAGGAGGUGAGAUAGUAGGGGAUCUUCAGCACACCCAUGCUGCAGGGGUGGGCAGGGCAGGGCUGGGCUGGGCUGGACUGGACUGGACUGGACUGGACAGUCUUCAUCUGGGCUUCCCCACAAGAAAUAAUGAAGGCCAACCAUUCUGGGCCUCUGUUUUCUUAUUUGUAAAAUGGGAACUAAUGCUUUCUGCGACCUUCAGGAGUUGUAAGGUUAAGAGGGUAGAACUUUCUGCCUUUGGAAGAGAAGGUAUUGGAUUCCGUCCAGUGUUGGGAAUCUAACUAUGCUUGGAAACUGUAUUAGAAAGAAACACAUUUCCUUGGGAAGGGAAAAUUUACUGCAAUUCCAUCCUA